Molecule: messenger RNA, 10949 nt
Organism: Podarcis muralis (Common wall lizard)
Lineage: Eukaryota; Metazoa; Chordata; Lepidosauria; Squamata; Lacertidae
Gene: MGAT5
Product: alpha-1,6-mannosylglycoprotein 6-beta-N-acetylglucosaminyltransferase
Biological process (GO): protein N-linked glycosylation
Cellular component (GO): Golgi apparatus
Molecular function (GO): alpha-1,6-mannosylglycoprotein 6-beta-N-acetylglucosaminyltransferase activity
Source: RefSeq, a predicted model, not a curated record
CUGGCUCUCCGGCGAGGCGAGGCUGCUAUACAUGCUCCCGGCCGGGCGGGAGGCUCGUAGACGCUCCCUGCUCGGCCCGGGCUCCUUGACCCUGCCGCAGGAGCCGGCGCACACGGAGCCGCCGAGCACGGGCCGCUCCGCGCGGGGUUCGGGCGCUGCAGUGGCCAGCCUGGCCCUUGGAAGAAGCCGAGCGCCGAGCGCCGCCGCCUCCGACGCCACUACUGCGUUGCUCCAGGUCCGGCCUCCCCGCCAGUCCGGCGGGGGGGCCAAGCCCCGGCCGCGCUCGGGAGAGUAGGAUGGGCGAGGAGGGCGGCGGGGCGACUCGCCGGCGAAGCUGCAGCAGGAUGGAGUUGAAUAGCAACAAUAUGUUGACUAAGGAGCCAGAGUGAAUAGCACCGGAAUUUUGAUUCUUACCUGCCUGGACUAUGAACUGAGACAUUGGCGUGGACUUUUCAAACCUUUUCCAGUUGACUCCAGAGCUGGUUGAACAGCCAUGGCAUUUUUUACUCCAUGGAAGUUGUCCUCUCAGAAACUUGGCUUUUUUCUGGUGACCUUUGGCUUCAUUUGGGGAAUGAUGCUGCUGCAUUUUACAAUCCAACAGAAGACUCAGCACGAAAGCAGUUCGGUGCUUCGUGAACAAAUACUGGACCUCAGCAAAAGAUACAUAAAAGCACUGGCGGAAGAGAAUAGGAAUGUGGUAGAUGGACCAUAUGUUGGUACGAUGACUGCGUAUGAUCUGAAGAAAACUCUCGCCGUCCUACUAGACAACAUCCUGCAACGCAUUGGGAAGCUUGAGUCUAAAGUGGAGAACCUUGUAAUCAAUGGCACAGGUGCAAACUCCACAAAUAGUACCUCCACUGCUACUCCCAGUUCAGGAGCAGCUGAAAAACUCAAUGUUGCAGAUCUCAUUAAUGGAGCCCAGGAACAGUGUGAAUUGCCUCCCAUGGAUGGCUUCCCCCACUGCGAGGGCAAAAUAAAAUGGAUGAAAGAUAUGUGGCGAUCUGAUCCUUGUUACGCAAGUUACGGUGUGGAUGGAUCCACAUGCUCCUUCUUUAUUUACCUCAGUGAGGUUGAAAACUGGUGUCCCCGUUUACCCUGGAGAGCAAAAAAUCCUAAUGAAGAAACUGAUCAAAAGACGAUGGCUGAAAUCAGAACGAAUUUUGAAUUGCUAUACAAAAUGAUGUCCAGGCAUGAAGAGUUCCGGUGGAUGAUGCUACGAAUAAGAAGGAUGGCAGACACUUGGAUAGAAGCAAUUAAAUCACUUGCUGAAAAACAAAACCUGGAGAAGAGAAAACGAAAAAAAGUCCUCGUUCAUCUGGGACUCCUUACAAAAGAAUCUGGAUUCAAGAUUGCAGAAAAUGCCUUUAGUGGUGGCCCACUUGGUGAAUUAGUCCAGUGGAGUGAUUUAAUUACAUCUCUCUAUUUACUGGGCCAUGACAUUAGGAUUUCAGCUUCAUUGGCAGAGCUCAAGGAGAUUAUGAAGAAGGUAGUUGGUAACAGAUCUGGCUGCCCAACUCAAGGGGAUAAAGUGGUGGAACUAAUUUACAUUGACAUUGUUGGACUGACUCAGUUCAAGAAAACCCUUGGACCAUCCUGGGUUCACUAUCAGUGCAUGUUACGAGUGCUAGAUUCAUUUGGGACUGAACCAGAGUUUAACCAUGCUCAUUAUGCCCAAUCUAAAGGCCACAAAACUCCAUGGGGAAAAUGGAACCUUAACCCACAACAAUUCUACACAAUGUUUCCUCACACUCCAGACAAUAGUUUCCUUGGUUUUGUUGUGGAACAAUAUCUGAAUUCCAGUGACAUCAAGCACUUCAACGUAAUUAAAAGGCAGGACCAGUCGCUUGUCUAUGGCAAAGUUGAUAACUUCUGGAAGGAUAAGAAAGCUUAUUUGGAUGUCAUUCAUACCUAUACAGAAGUUCAUGGAACUGUCCACGGGACAAGUACUGUCUACAUGCCCAGCUAUGUUAAAAACCAUGGCAUCCUCAGUGGCCGGGAUUUGCAGUUCCUGCUGAGAGGGACAAAGCUCUUUGUUGGUCUUGGUUUUCCAUAUGAGGGACCUGCCCCUCUAGAGGCCAUUGCAAAUGGAUGUGCAUUUCUGAAUCCAAAAUUUAAUCCACCCAAAAGCAGCAAAAACACAGAUUUCUUCAAAGGCAAGCCAACACUCCGAGAGUUGACAUCUCAACACCCCUAUGCUGAAGUUUACAUCGGGAAGCCUCAUGUUUGGACUGUAAACAUCAAUGACCUCUCUGAAGUUGAGAAGGCAGUGAAAGCAAUUUUGAAUCAAAAGAUUGAACCUUACCUGCCCUUUGAAUUCACAUGUGAGGGGAUGCUCCAGAGAAUGAAUGUUUUCAUAGAGAAACAGGAUUUCUGCCACGGGCAAGUGAUGUGGCCCCCAUUAAGUGCCCUUCAGGUUAAAAUUGCUGGGUCUGGGAAAUCAUGUAAGCAGGUUUGUCAAGAAAAUCAACUCAUCUGUGAGCCAUCCUUUUUCCAGCACCUGAACAAGGACAAAGACCUCUUGAAAUACAACAUUGAAUGUCAUACAGCUGAGUCUGCAAAUGAUAUUGUGGUUCCAUCUUUUGAUGAAAAGAGAAAACACUGUGUUUUCCAGGGUGAUCUCUUGUUGUUUAGCUGUGCAGGAUCUCAUCCAAGCCACAAAAGAAUCUGCCCUUGCAGAGACUACCUUAAAGGACAAGUUGCACUUUGUAAAGACUGUCUAUAGCAGCAGCUCACUUGACUUGAUGAAGGGACAAAAGAGCCAGUGGCUUAGUGAGAGCUGCUGCCAUUUCUUGCACUUUGGUACUGCAGGCAGAACAAUUGCUGAAGAGAAAAAUCUGUACCACGAUGGAACAGAAAAGUGAUUUUAAAAAAUCUCAAAUGAUUUAUAUUUUUUUUCCUAAGCAAGCAAUUCCAGUGACACAGAAAUCUCCUUAAUUUACUUAAGGAGGUAAAAAACAAAGUUCAGCAUUUUGUAAGGGUAAAUUAAGAGUGUGGGUUUCUUUUACCAACAACUCCUAAUGAUCAACAACUUUUCUGAAUAUUAUUUCCAGUACAAAGAAACAGACCUGGAAGAGAUUGGUCAGUACAGGAAAGACUAACACAAUCCUGGGUACAUUGUUCAUAGGAGUCUUCUGAAUCCUGAAUGGCUGGUGAACAUGGAACUACAACGGAACACAGCGACAGAAUAUCUAUUGGUUUUUAUCUCAUCUGACACAUUCUUCUUCACAUAGCUAAGCAAGUAGCACCAUUAACUGGUGGCUUCCUGAGUCGCAGAUACUUUUGGUUUGAUAAUGGAUUAUGAUUGUGCCAUUCAUCGGGGCUUCUAAGCCACAUAAGCGUAAUAUUUAAAAUGUAUGGUCUUGUCUAGAAUUAUGAGUGUACCCCUCUUUCCCAGUCCCACGAAGUUUUGUUGUAGGGUGGUGACUAGACAUACUGUUAGAUCACUGAAAAUAAAAUGGUGCCAUUGGAGCAAUAUUUUCCUCGGUAUAAGGUGGAGAAACAGUGACUGAAAGUUGAAAAUAGAAGUGAGGCAGUCAAAUCGUGCUGGUCUGUUUUUGACAGCUUGGGGAGAUUUAACAAGCUUUUAUAGGAUGGACGGACAGACAUGAACAAAACAAUGACUAUAAGCAAGUGAGACCUCUUCCUGAAGUCCUUAAUUAAAAGUAGGUGUGCUGCAGCAGGUUGGUAGUGUUACAAUUUGAAAUUAAUCCAGAGAAUUGAACUCAGAUUUGUUUGUAGAUCAGCUUUUGCUCUUCUUUUUUUAAAGGAAAAAGGGGUUGCUUUUGCAGCACAGCUGACAUCUUUAAAAGCACUGUUUGUGGAAGGCAUUGGAUAGAAAGACAUUGGAUAGAAAAUGGAUGCUUCCUCACUUUGAAGCUAAAAGCUACCACAGGUUGGCAAGAAAAAACUUGGACCAUUUUCAAUAUUAUAUCAGAGUACGAUACUUCAGUUAUUUGCUUCUUUCCCCUCUACCCUAAAUAUUACUUACUAUUUCUACUGGUGGGAUAAUUCACUCCUUUCUGUUCUUUUGUAAUGUAACUUAAUUCAUUAUUUGGCAUUCACUGUUUAUUGUGGGAAGCACUCAAGUAUCUUUUGACAUACCAAAGACCAUAAGGGAAAAGACCUCUCUCAAAUCAUUGAGAUAGAGUCUUUCUUUCUUUCUUUUUUAAGAACUAUUUCAUAUCAGCAGGGCAUAGCUCCAGAAAUGUUUGACAAGACUAAAAACUUUUAAUUGUAUGUGCAUAGGAUUAAAAAUUAGCAGUGGCUGGCCCAAAUUCCAGUAACUUGUGACUGGCUUUUGUGUGAUGUCUUGGAUUUCUGUAAUAGUUAACACUUGGAAUCUAGCCUUGUGUGUUAAGUUACCAAGCAGUUUCUGCCCCGCACUUGUAAGUACAUGGGAGCCCAUCCCUCCUUCCUUCCUUUUAAAAAUGAUCACUCUUCAACUUUGAUACCCUUGUUGGUGAUUGACUUUUUUAUUCUAAUGUGUUCUUUAUGAGGACAGACCGUCAUCAAACUAGACCUGGCAAUAAACAAAGCACUACCAAUUGCUGCUGCAGCAAAAAUGUUUGAGAAUAUAUGUGCUGUAAAUGCAUCUUAGCACAUUCAGAUUAGUUUGGCUUUAGUAACAGGGCCAGUUCCAAUCUAAUAUUUCUUCUCCAGAGAAAGAUAUAAAUUAAACAUCAAUAUACAAUUUUACAAAUCUGAUCAUUUGCUUAGAUAUUUUUCUUUCAACAAUAACAUAGAUUUUGUCCUCUAUUGCAACAUUUUUAAUGUGUUUUUGUUUUCAUACAUAGCAUCAAACGAACCCCAAGAGAAGGAUUUGAGUUUUGUUAGUUUGUUGGUGCAAUGAAUAACAUAGUCUUUCAGCAGGGGGUAUAUCUGUAAAUUGCUAGUUUAGACAUACUGUAUGUUGGCCCAAAAAAAAAAUGCUAUGUGGUUAUAAUGAGUGGCGGUGUACUGAGAAGGUAUAAUUGAUAACAUUAUUGUAGGGUGGUAUCUGAGUAAGCCGUAUUCAGAGCAGGCCACUGAAAUGAAUGGACUUAAGUUAUGACUAACUUCAAGUCAUUGGGUUUACUCUGCAUAUGACAUGGUCUCCCAUUAUUUCUUCAAGUGUUUUAUGAUAUCACUGAGAAUAGGAUCAGACCUUUGAUAGGCUCAUCCAGUUAUUUCAUAGCUGCGUUUUUUUUAAAUAACAGUAAUUGUGGAAGAGAAAUGAAUUUGUGUAUUAGCCUUAUUAUGGUGUUUACUAUGAAGACUUGGUAGAUGGUACAAAAGAAGAGUUUCAUCUAACCAUGUUGUAGUUAGUACAGGGUCAGUGGGCCUCACACUUUUUUAGCAUCGAAAUGUGGAAGCAAAUUAAACUUGUACCAUGAUCCAGGCUAUCUAGAAGGUUUUUCUUCAAACCUAUCUCUAUGGAUACCUUUAAUGAAGGACACAUUGAAAACAAAUGCCUUCAUAAUCCUCUGCCAGCAUAAAGAGCAGAUGGCAGGUGAUGAUUAAGGUCGUUUUUCAUUAAAGCCAGACAAACUUAUAGGUAUAUUUGAGGGGAAUGCCUUCCUUGACUGAAACCUGGACCAUUUUUUAAAAGUUCAAAUGCAGAAAUGUGGCAUUUCACUUCAGGAUUAUUAGGAGAUCUAAGGGGAUAAAUAGAAUUGCAAAUCAUUUUGGCAGGUUUUGGCUUUGGGUGUAGUGGGGUACAAUUCAUGGAGCUCCCUGAAGUCUAAAAUAAAAUGAAAGAACACAUCAUGCUAGAAGCAUCUUCAUAUAUCAAAAUUUUCCCCCUUAUUUUAUAAGUUUGUAACUUGGUAUUUUUUUUAAAAAGAAAUCUUGUUCUGAGAGAUCACCAAAACCUGAGAGAAGCAUUUACAUAAUUUAUUUUUAAAGAACUUUAACAUUAAAGCUUACCUUUGAAAGGUAAAGAUUGAAUACACUGUUUAAAAAUGCCAAUAAAAACCUCAUUUAUUUCAUAUAUGCAAGUUGAUUUGCACAUCUAUAAAUAGGUAUGCUUUUCAGUACAUUUCACCUAGUUUUGAUCAUUUGUCUCUCUUGUGGUUCAUAGAAGCAGUUGUGGUUGGGGGGGGGUUGGUUUCUGCAUGGCAGUGUUGAAGCACAUUCUGCUAAUAUGUGUGCCUUUUAUUUUAUUUUUUAUUUUAAAUUAAUUGUGUGUUUGGGAUGUGAACAUUGCCUGAGCAAUUAUAAUGGAACACUAAUUUGAGGAUUUAUAUACUUUCUGUAAAUAUUGGUAUGAUUUAUAAAGAGUAUUUUUUAAUAUUGGAAAAAAGACAAAGCAAAAGUACGUACUACAAGCUGCAACAACUCAAAGAGAAUGCUACCUAUUGAUAUUUGUACUUGAAUGUUUGUGUCUAAACACAAUGCGCUUAUAUAUGAUGCAUUAUCCAUGCUAAAUCUUAGUAAAGGAGGGAGGAGAGAAUAUAGUUAGCUAAUGCCCAUCUGCCUGAUCUUAAAUGGUUGGUAGUUUACUUUUCAUGUUCCAAGUGACAGGAAAUUGCUGACGUCCAAUAUCAAAGAACUAGAAAUGUAAAUUGGUAUGUACAUGAUUUUUCUCUCUCUCAAAAGAAUGCAGUUCAGUAUGUUCUUCUAUAAAUUACUAGUACUUCACUGGCAUGAUCUUUUGAAUAGGUUAUUUUCUUGUAGAAAAUGAAGUUCUUAGCACAAACUUUCGCAGGUAUGAAGGUGCUCCUGUUAAGUUCUUCACAUUUAGUCGUAUGUAAGGUUGACCAACAUGAGCACUCAAGAAGUUGUUUAGGGAGACAAGUCCCCUCCUCUUUUUCUUCAAAGGAGGUGUAAUUGCUCAUCCCUGUAGCAUCAGAGUGUUCAUGUCCCCUAGCUCAAGUUCACACAGCUACCAUGGCAUGCUAUGUGCUUCUAACAUUUGCACCACUCUUGUAGAAUAAGGAUUAUCAGAAGCCUAACACCAAGUCACAAGGAGCAGCCUAACCUCCUCAAGCAAGCAAGUGCACAAAGACUGGUGUUGUAUGGGUCUACCUAUGCACUUCCUUACAAAUAGAGUCAGAUAUACUACAGGAUAAAUUUAAAAGUGGUGACAUUUGUAAUCAGAGUAGCACUGGGCUUCCUUCUUUUUACAAAUUGCCACAGAGAAGAACCUUGCCUACCAACAUGACUGAACACUCGCAUGUUAUUUUGUCAGUGUGGCUCUGGUUAUAUAGCUGUCCAAUAUGGAGAAUUUUUAGUGUGUGUAAGUAGCCCCUAAAUCAAUUUCUCUGAAAAGUCUAUGGAAAUUUCCAUUUGUAACCGGGGAUAAAAAUGUAUUUAGCAUUGUAAUUAAUCAUUCAGCAUUUUAUACCUUGAUGGUACGAUGCCCACUGGUUGUCUGACAGGCUGCUUAGUUUUAAAAAAAUGGACUUGGGAGCAAUUCAGGGACAGUUCACUACGUUCCCCCCCCCCAAUAACUUUUGUUGCAAAAGUUCUGAGGCACACAAUUGAAUUAACUACAUAAUGCAGUGGCCUCCCCGUAAUUAGUGCCUUUGUUUUUGUAUUUUUGACAGUGAGCUUUCUAAAGAAAGAAUAGCCUUUAUACAGGUUCUGAAUUGAAAAGGGUGUCGUGACUGCUACAAAAUCACUGUGCAUUCGCAAUGGAUGUUAGUACUAGUAAUUGUGAUGGGUUAUGCCUGAAGAUUAUAAAUCUCAAUAGGUUUCAUACAAUACUAGAUCAUUGCUUCCAGCCUUUUGGGCAAAGUAGAGGCCAUUCAUAUUCUAGGUAACUCCUGUUUAUUUAGUGCAACAAGUGAAGAGAGUUAUUGUUGAGAAGGCAUUUAUAGGUGUUUUAAGCUGGUUAUGCAGUACGUCCUCUAGCUUUGAUUAUAUGCGGUGCUCUAGAUGGCUGUUGUCAAAUGCAACAAGCAAUUGCAAUUGUCAUGCAAGUUUGUUUGUUUUUAAAAAAAUUAAGUAUCAACAUGCAGAGUUGUCCAUAGCCCAUUAAUGUACUUAGUAAUAGCUGGUCCCUUGCACCCUUUGAUAAAAAUAUUAUCUUUCAUCCACAAUAAGAACCUUUAAAAAAAAAAGUCUUAUUCAAGGGAGGCAUCUUCCAACAAUCCAUCUUAAUCUAUCAAAUGGCUUUUUCCUUUUUAAAAAAAAAAAGCUGGGUGUUUUGCUGUUAACAGCAUGAUUAGGUGCUCUUUGAACCCAAUUCCCCUACCAUACACCUAAUAUGAAACCAUACAAAGAUGCUAUAGCAAUUAUUUUACUUUGAUUGGUUCUCAGCAGUUUUAAAUGAUUGGUGUGGUUUCCGCUUUGCUAAAGGAACCCUAUACACCAUUUUUAUAGACGGUCUUUUUGCUUAAUUUUUUUUAUCAAUAACUUUAGAGUUAAUAAAGUACCAUUCCAACUUAAAUUAUCGGUGCCAUCACAUUACAAUAGCAUAGGUACACAGAAAGAGACAUUUUCAAGGUCUUUUCUGCAUUCUCUUCCACCAGAACCACCUUGCAAGGAAAUUCAGGAACAGGUGCAUCCUUCCAACCCAGGCCAAUUUGUAUCACGUUAACCUUCCUUCCACAUGAAACGAGACUAAUUCAAAAUAACUGAAAUUACAAUCUCCUGCUUAUAAUGUUGCAAGAAUAAUUAGGCUUGUUCUGCAGAAAACUUAGUAAAUAGUCACUCAGGUGCUUGAACUAGAAAUUGCCUUAAGGCAGUGCUGUGGACCUGGUGGUCCUCCAGCUUUUACUGCAGUCCCAUUAUACCUGACCACUGCUGUCGCCAGUCAGUGCUGAUAGCAUUUGGGAGUCUAGCAGCACCUGGAUAGCAAGAGAGUGGCUAUUUAAGAAGCUUUGCUGAUGGCUAGUGCUAUUUUUAUAGAAAAAGAUGCUGGAACUCACCCUGAACACCUCCCUUGUUCUCUUAUCAUGGCAAUGGCACCCACCUGAGAGGUGCCAGAACUGAGUUCCGGCUGGGACAAAAAAAAUCCUCCUCAUGGCUCACAGUGCAGCUAGGGCUUUCUUUUUCUCACUUUGGAGCAAAGCUGGUUUAGGGAAAAGCACAUCAGAAUGCAGCAUUUUAUAUGAAACAACAGGGCAGAUAUGAAUUGCAGCUAAACAUGUGCACACCACUUCCCAAACCAGGAGUGUACUGGAUACAAAGUAAACAGGCCAAACUACUCUCACUAUGCUUAAGUGCAGAUAUUUUAACAACCACAGUUAAGCAGUCAGAAUCAAUUUAAAGCAACUAAAAUUACUGUCUAGUUUCAAUUGAGCAUUCUCUGUUGUUCUUUGUUUUACUAGGAUAGGUAGCAGCUAUUGUGGAGUGAAUGUAAAUGUGGAAUCAGACCACACAGCAUACAUGACUAGCAUAUAAAAUAAGAGCCUGAUGAAUCAGGCCAAUGGCCCAUCUAGUCCAGCAUCCUGUUCUCACAGUGGCUGAACAAGUUGCAUAUGGAAAACUAAUGCAGCAGGAGAACUUCAGACAUAAGACUCACACCUGCAGCAACUUCCACAUUCCAUCUGCUGUAAACAAUUGGGUUCUAAUGGCCAGUACUGAUCUCUUUCUCUUAUCUGUGCUUGUUUCUAUUUACCCCCGUCUCCUGGAUUUGAUUUCCAGUACCUUAAGCUUCUUAUACUGAGUCUAAUGCUUUGCUCAUGCUUUGCUGCUUCUUAUUCUAAAAUUUUCUAAAUCUCUUCUGGAUGUAAAAUUCCCAUAGUAAAGACUGAACAUAUUGUGCAUAAAUUGACUAUAUAACAGAGCAGGUAGGAAGGUCAGCCAAUAUAUUGCAAAUGUUAAAGUGUGUGUAUAUAUAUAUGUGUUAUGCUAUAGAAAUAGCAUAUACAAGAUGGAUGUACCUUAGUAUUAUAUCUUACCGAGUACUAUAUAUUCAGGACACUGAAUGAUGCUACUUAACUAUGCCCUGUCGUUUUAUAUUUAUAUAAACGAAUUAAUUUCCUUGGUAUUGAUGUGUACAUGAAGGUACCAGCUUUGCUUAACAAUCCACCAUUUGGAGUGUGUUUGUAUCAAGUGACCCCCCCCCACUACUACAAUUAUGAAAAUGACUUCUUAUAUUAGAAUUGGCUAUAUGCUGUAUAUAGCAGUAGGUGUUUAUGGGACACUUUGAAUUGCUAGUCCUAAUUAAACUUUUCCUUGAACCCAAUGCCACACGGCAAAUAGUUUACAAUAUGACUUUUCAAAGGAAAGAAACCUACCAGUUCCAAGGACUGUUUGCCAGGUGUAUGUAAAUUCUUUCACCUACAUAAUGCAUCGGUAACACCCGCCCCACUGAGAGGUACUGGCAAGCCAUGCAGAAGGCUUGCAUAGUUUACUGAAACCCGGGUUCUAAGCAAUCAACAAAACAAAGCUUACCUCCCAACUUAGACUUGUCCCAUUUUUUAGAACAGAAAGCAGUGAGUAGUACAUAUAUUCACCACUCUCCUGUUUCACUAAAAUAAGCUAAGCAGUCCACAGCCAGGGGUCAAGAUCACAACAUUAACAUUUGGCUAGUAAGAGAAACCCUUAAAAAAAGUAAGUAGUGGGUUUUUUCCAGAAGUGUGCAACAGAGAAUAGCAAGUCACUGACUAUCUCUAUAAAUAUAACAUUGAAAGUGAAAACAUUGUUUGUAAUGAGAAGUAAAGUGUUAGCUUCCGAGUUCUGAGUAUUGUUCAGCGGAGUAGUAGGUUAAGGUUUAAUAAGGAUUUUAAUCUGUUUCACGAGCACUGAUUAUGUUUUUUAAAACAAUACAUGCUUGAAAUUUUGUGCGGGGGUUUUAUUUCUUAAAUUGUGUUCCGUUAUAUUUUGUUUAAGCAGGUUGCUUCACAGCAAGUAACUGUAAAAUUAGAAGAUUAACAACAUGGGAAACUUAAAACCAAGGUGUAAAUAUGUCUGUAUUCUCAUGGCUGACAAUGCUUCCUUCCCCCACCCCCCACCCCCACCAACUGUUGUAGGGCAAACUAGGGAAAAUUUUAUUUUUCAAUAAACUUUUUCUUGUGUGA